AUGACUUCUGAUCUUGAUGAUAUAUACGCUCGAUAUCCACAACGGUAUGUCAAUACAACUCAUGAAGAUUAUAGCACCGAUGAAAAAAAAGAAAAAACAAAUUCUCUUGGAUUUAUUACAAGUCCUUCUGAAACAGUAAUUCAACAAACAACAGAUGGUGAUAGUGAUCUUGAAGCUGAUGUAAAUACUUUACCAAAUUUAAGUGAAUUUAUUCCGAAUGAUAUCCUUCAAGUUCUAUAUCAAACACGAGAAUGGAAAUUUCAAACAACAAUUAAUGAAUUAAUUCAUACUCAACGUACACAUUUAAAGAGUUUAAAAAUUAUGGUUAAAUGUUUUCGUGAACCCAUGGAACGAUUUCAUGGUAUGAGUCCAGUUGAACUUGAUUGUAUAUUUCGAAAUCUUGAUCAACUUAUUUAUUUACAUACUCAAUUUAAAUAUGCACUUCGUCAACAUCGUGAAGAAGCUAAAGAUCAUGUUGUACGAAAUAUUGGUGAUUUAAUUCUUAAAUUUCUUGAUGGUGAAAAAGGUGAAGAAUUUGCUCGUGCUUGUGCAUAUUUUAUUGAAGAUCAAUCACAAGCAUUAAAACUAAUUAGAAAAAAAGAACAAUCACCAGAUUUUGCAUCACUUAUGCGAAUGUGCGAAUCUAAUCCAUUAUGUCGUCGUUUAACAUUAAAAGAUUAUUUACCAUCUGUAAUGACACGUUUUACGAAAUAUAAAAUGUUAUUUGAAGCAAUGAAAAAAUUUGCUUCAGAAGAUCGUAUUGAAUCAGAAAAAUUAACUCGAUGUAUUGAAUGUGCUGAUAAUAUAUUAAAACAUAUGAAUGAAGCACGUUUAAAAAAAGAACAAGAAGCAUUAUUAAAACAAAUUAAAGCAAAUCUUGAUAUACAAAUACCGAAUGAUGAAAAACUACAAAAUCUCCAAGAUUGUCUUGAAGCAACAAACAAUCGUUUAAUUUAUUCCGGUACAUUAAAAUUAUUACCUGAUUCAACAACACAAAAAGCUGAAUUUGAAUGCUGUCUUUUUAAUGAUAUAUUUGUUUUUUUUCAAAAAAUUCCUAUACAAUCAUUAGAACAACGUGGCAUUGAAGAAUCAUAUAAAUAUGUUUUAAAAGAACAUCAACGUGAUGCUACUAGUGGACGUCAUCAACGACCACGUACAGUUGUAAAUCCUAAUAAAUAUCCAAGUGGACAGAAUUUUAUUUUAACACCUAUUAUUCGACUUGAACAUUUAUUAAUUAAGAAAAAAGCAUGUGGAGGCGCUCGUUCUUUUUAUGUCAUUGACACAGAUAAAAAACAAUUAAUUGAAGUCGAAGCUAACUCAAAAGAUGAUCUUGAAAAAUGGCUAGAUUGGAUUGAAAAAGCUCGAAAACCAUUUGAAAAAACAAAAUCGUUUCCAUAUUCUUCAAAAGAAAAAAAUUUACAUUCAUCUUCAUCAACAUUAACAAUUCAAUCAACGAUUAGUGAAGAACAACCAAAUAUUCAAAUAAUUGAAACAAAUGAAAAAAAUACACCGGAAUCUAUAUUAAAUUCCAUAACGACAACUGAUACAGAAAUAAAACGUUUAUUACAUGAAAAACAAAUGCUUCUAUCAUGUCUUCUUAACAUUCCUCAAGAUACAUCAAGUUUUUCUCUGCAUUCGAUGAAACCAAAUACAUCAUUAGAAGCAGUUACAUAUGCAACUAGUUAUCACAAUCAAUUAACGCAAAUAAUUAAUCAAAUAUCAAAUGAAAUAGAUAAAAAUAUUGACAUACAAUCUAUUGCAACACCUUUAAUUAAACUUGGUGAACAAUUAACAUUAACUUUAAAAUUGUUAAAUCAAGAUUCAAAAAAUACAGAUAAUGAAAAUGUAGUAUUUCGAAGAAAUAGUAGUUCAUUUAAUGCAACACCAUCAACGAACACCGAUUCAUCUCAAACAUAUUCUGAUUUAUCAAUAUCAUCUCUUCAUUCAUCGAAAUCACUUGGUUCAGUACUAAAUUCAUAUCAACAACAACCACAGCAACAGCAAUCAUCAAUCACUGAUUUAGAUGAAACAGUUAAAUCAACACCAUUAAAAGAAUUACAAGUUGCUAGAGAAGUUGUUGAACGCUAUGAUGAAGGAGUAUUUGAUGAUGGUGCUGGAAGUCAAACUGAAGAAGAAGAAAAUAAUAGUGUAGUUAUUGCUGAUAGUGAUGAUGAAGAUGAAAUUGAACAUUUUGAUUCAACUGAUUGUAUUAUGAAAAAUGUUGAUAAUAAUCAGCAACAAGUAAAUGAUGAUUAUUUAGAAAAUACUAAAAAUAAUCAAAAUGAUCGAAAUAAUUCAAGUAAUACAUCAAUGGAAGGUCAAGCAAUUAAUUUAGGUAAAAAUUAG
Rotaria sp. Silwood2 is the source of this 2346-nucleotide messenger RNA. The record is from the annotation of a GenBank genome assembly. NCBI's taxonomy places the organism in Eukaryota, Metazoa, Rotifera, Eurotatoria, Philodinida, Philodinidae.